Messenger RNA from Sorex araneus (European shrew), 1836 nucleotides. RefSeq names its product PBX homeobox 2 (gene PBX2). Gene Ontology annotation, cellular component: nucleus. Gene Ontology annotation, molecular function: RNA polymerase II cis-regulatory region sequence-specific DNA binding; DNA-binding transcription factor activity, RNA polymerase II-specific. The record is from RefSeq and is a predicted model, not a curated record. The transcript is spliced from 9 exons. Bases 16 to 1308 code for a protein of 430 amino acids. Lineage: Eukaryota; Metazoa; Chordata; Mammalia; Eulipotyphla; Soricidae. Gene Ontology annotation, biological process: regulation of transcription by RNA polymerase II; neuron development; eye development.
GGGCCCCCCCCAACUAUGGACGAGCGGCUGCUGGGGCCGCCCCCUCCGGGCGGGGGCCGGGGGGGCCUGGGAUUGGUGGGUGGGGAGACUGGGGGCCCUGGAGAGCCUCCCGGUGCCGGCGACCCCGGUGGGGGUGGCGGGGGGGUCCCGGGAGGCCGAGGGAAGCAAGACAUCGGGGACAUUCUGCAGCAGAUAAUGACCAUCACCGACCAGAGCCUGGACGAAGCCCAGGCCAAGAAACAUGCCCUGAACUGCCACCGGAUGAAGCCUGCUCUCUUCAGUGUCCUGUGUGAAAUCAAGGAGAAAACGGGCCUCAGCAUUCGAAGCUCCCAAGAGGAAGAGCCGGUGGACCCCCAGCUGAUGCGCUUGGACAACAUGCUGCUCGCUGAGGGUGUCGCGGGGCCUGAGAAAGGAGGGGGCUCGGCUGCAGCAGCUGCAGCAGCCGCCGCCUCCGGGGGUGGCGUGUCCCCGGACAACUCCAUCGAACACUCGGACUAUCGCAGCAAACUCGCCCAGAUCCGCCACAUCUACCACUCCGAGCUGGAGAAGUAUGAGCAGGCCUGUAACGAGUUCACGACCCAUGUCAUGAACCUGCUGAGGGAGCAGAGCCGCACGCGGCCUGUGGCCCCCAAGGAGAUGGAGCGGAUGGUGAGCAUCAUCCACCGGAAGUUCAGCGCCAUCCAGAUGCAGCUGAAGCAGAGCACCUGCGAGGCCGUCAUGAUCCUGCGCUCCCGCUUCCUGGAUGCCAGGCGAAAGCGCCGAAACUUCAGCAAACAGGCCACGGAAGUUCUGAACGAGUAUUUCUACUCCCACCUGAGUAACCCGUAUCCCAGCGAGGAGGCCAAGGAGGAGCUGGCCAAGAAGUGCGGAAUCACCGUGUCUCAGGUCUCCAACUGGUUUGGGAACAAGCGGAUUCGCUAUAAGAAAAAUAUCGGGAAGUUCCAAGAGGAGGCAAACAUCUAUGCCGUGAAGACGGCCGUGUCAGUUACCCAGGGGGGCCACAGCCGCACCAGCUCCCCGACACCCCCUUCCUCUGCAGGCUCUGGCGGCUCUUUCAACCUCUCAGGCUCUGGAGACAUGUUUCUGGGAAUGCCCGGCCUCAAUGGAGACUCCUACUCUGCCUCCCAGGUGGAAUCUCUCCGACACUCCAUGGGGGCAGGAGGCUACGGGGAUAACCUCGGGGGAGGCCAGAUGUACAGCCCUCGGGAAAUGAGGGCAAAUGGUGGCUGGCAGGAGGCUGUGACCCCAUCCUCAGUGACAUCCCCGACAGAGGGACCAGGGAGCGUUCACUCUGACACUUCCAACUGAACUCGCCCCUCAGGGCCACAGGGGUGGGGUCUCACCAGGCGACUCUGAGAGGACGCAGGCAUCCAGAGGACAAGCCCCAGACACGGAAGAAGCACAAGACUUUGAGGGCGAACGGGGGGGUCAUUUCCGCCCCGCCCGGAAUCUCAGUGCUGGGGAUGCUGAUUACGUGACAGGGAGAACGGGGUUCACCAAGGGGGGAGAAGGGUGUCUUUCUCCCCCGAUUCUCAGUCUUCUCUCGCCCCCCUUUCUCCCACACUGAAAAACACUCCCAGAAUCCUGUCUCCAGAUCCUCCCUUUCUCUCACAUACACGGUAUAUAACUAUCCUCUCUGGGCUCCCCCACCCCACUUGUCUAAGCUCUGGGAUCUGUGGAGAUGCCAGCCCUGUGUGACCAGAAAUGCCAAAAAUGGGGGCCCAGCUUCUGGACAGAGGCUGCCACGCCCCCUGUGCCUCCCUGCCCUCCGCCCCUCCAGAUGGCUUUAUUACCUCAUACGCAGCUCAUCUUAAACCAAUAGAAUUGCUCGGUGGA